Panicum virgatum (switchgrass) is the source of this 4645-nucleotide messenger RNA. RefSeq lists its product as uncharacterized. Bases 126 to 1055 code for a protein of 309 amino acids. The transcript is spliced from 3 exons. NCBI's taxonomy places the organism in Eukaryota, Viridiplantae, Streptophyta, Magnoliopsida, Poales, Poaceae. The record is from RefSeq and is a predicted model, not a curated record.
UCGCUAAAGGCACUGGAGGGGUUUGGAAGGCCAAGCACUCCCGUUUGGCGCCCGAAGGACGCCGAUUCGCUGCUGCAUCUUCUACACCGACAAGAACGCCUACUUCCUCUACGGAUCAGGCGUAAAUGGCUGCUGCAACUGCUAACGCUGUGAACACUGUGACGGGCUACCUGAAGUCCAUUGAGCCCCUAAAUGGCACCAACUACCCCAGCUGGUAUAAAGAUGUUCAGGUGGCCAUUGCUGUGUGCGAGUAUGAUCUCGCCUUACGUCAAGAUAAGCCAGCAGAGCCCGCUGAUCCCAAUGGUGAUCGUACUGCCAUUGAGAAGUGGGAGAGAUCAGACAGGAUGGCCAACAUGAUCAUUAAGAACACGAUCACUCCGGCCAUCUGUGGUGCUAUUCCUGAUAAGGACAAGGAUGGUAAUGAUCUGAGCGCCAAGGCAUACCUUGCCAAGGUGGAGGAGAACUUUAAGAGUUCUUCCAAGACUUAUGCUAGCACGCUGAUCAUGAAGAUGCUGACUUCACAGUAUGAUGGGCAAAGUGGAAUCAGGGAGCACAUUAUGAGCAUGUGUGACAUGGCAAAUAAGCUGAAGACACUGGAUAUGGCUAUCUCUGAUGGUUUUCUGGUGCACUUCAUCAUGACUUCUCUGCCAGCACAGUACAGUCCCUUCAAAAUAAGCUACAACACUCAGAAGGCGACCUGGAGCAUGGCUGAGCUUAUUAGCUACUGUGUUGAGGAAGAAGAAAGGCAGAAAGCUGAAAGGAUGAAGGAUGCUGUCAACAUGGUCAGUGAGCGCUUUGGACGUGUUAGCAUGAGCAACACUCCUAAGCAUCAGGCUGAGUCUGGCAGCAGCAGACAGCAUAAGAGAAAGUUUAAGGGCCAUAAGAGCAAGGCCGUGUCACAUAAGAAGACCUCUAAUGAGAGGCUGUGCAAGUUCUGCAAGUCACCUAAACAUGAGCAAAAGGAUUGCCAUGGAUUUAAGGAGUGGCUUAAGAACAAAGGUAUUCAGUUCGAUCCGAACUAUAAGAGAGGGGGAGCGAAGUCUAAGAGUGGCUGAUGGCAAUGAAGUGAAGGUUGAAGGCAUUGGGAGCUUCAAUUUGGAGUUACCAGGCGGCUUCAACCUUAGUUUGCAUGAUGUUCUUUAUGUUCCCAGUUUGAAGAGAAACCUUAUUUCUGUUUCACGUUUAGAUAAGUCGGGACAUAUUUGUGAGUUUGGCAACUCAGUGUGCAACAUUAAAUUUCAUAAUUUAAGUGUGGGCCUUGGUCAUUUGCAAGGCGAUCUUUAUUUGCUCUCUCUUGAUAAAGUUUAUUCUGCAAUGAAUGUGGAUGAUGUAUCGCAUAAGCGUAAGCGUGAUGAUGAGACUUCUUCGAAAUUGUGGCAUUGUCGUUUGGGCCACAUUUCGAGGGGGAGAAUUGAGCGUCUCAUAAGAGAAGAGAUACUCCAUUCAUUAGAUCUCUCAGAAUUAGAUCAACAAUGCGUUGAUUGUAUUAAGGGGAAAUUCGCUAAGACAAUUAAGAAAGGAGCUACUCGGAGUUCGGGCCUAUUAGAAAUAAUUCAUACUGAUGUUUGUGGACCGUUCCCAGUAAAGUCUGUUGAUGGUUUUGACUCGUUCAUUACCUUCACAGAUGACUUCUCUCGUUAUGGUUAUAUUUACCCCAUUCGUGAUCGAUCCGAGUCAUUAGAUAAAUUCAAAAUAUUCAAGGCUGAAGUGGAAAAUCAGCAUAAUGUCACUAUUAAAUUAGUGAGAUCGGAUCGGGGUGGUGAAUAUUAUGGGAGACAUGCUCCAUUCGGCCAAGUACCUGGACCAUUCGCUAAGUAUCUUGAAGAGAAUGGUAUAAAGGCCCAGUACAGUAUGCCGGGCGAACCACAGCAAAACGGAGUUGCUGAGCGUCGUAAUCGUACACUAAUGGACAUGGUACGUAGCAUGCUUAGUUAUUCUACUUUGUCUGUGGAGAUGUGGAUGGAAGCAUUAAAAACAGCUGCACACAUACUUAAUCGUGUUCCUUCCAAAUCCGUGCCAAAAACACCUUAUGAGUUGUGGUUUGGGAAGAAACCAUCGCUUAAUUAUUUGCGUGUGUGGGGCUGUCCAGCCGAAGCUAAGUUAUUUAAUCCACAGCAAAAGAAAUUAGAUGAUAAGACGGUGAGCUGCUAUUUCAUCGGAUACCCUGAUAAGUCUAAGGGAUACCGAUUCUACUGUCCUGAUCGUUUCACUAAGUUCGUUGAGACCAGGCAGGCUGUAUUCCUAGAGGAUGCAGGAAUCAGUGGGAGCUUUCCGAGGAGGGAAAUUAAUCUUGAAGAAAUACGGGCUGAGCUUCCCAUCCCGGUGAUUCAAGAAACAGUAACACCUCAGUCAGUGCCGCUGUUCGUUCCUUCCGUUCAGAGUACACCAUCUGUUUAGAUUACGCCUCCUGUUCAGAGUACUAGCGCUGCUCCGGCUGUUGAAGUAGCUCCUGAGCCUGCGAGCGAACAACAAGCUGAGCAAAUGGCGCCUAAUGCUGAAGUUGAGAACCCUGUCGAGGUGUCUCAGACUGCACCUCAACCAGCACCUCAGCCUGUUGAACCAUUAAGAAGAUCACAGCGGGCUAGGAAACAGACAGUUUUCCCUGAUUGUGAGGCAUACUUAAGUGAAGACAUGUAUGAUAUCGGGAAAGCUGAUGAUCCUAACUCGUUUAGAGAGGCAGUAUCAUGUGAGAACUCUGCCAAAUGGGUUGAGGCCAUGGAAGAAGAGCUUAAGUCCAUGAGUUCCAAUGAUGUUUGGGAUCUGGUAGAUAUUCCUAAUGGAGUCAAACCAGUAGGCUGUAAAUGGGUCUACAAGACUAAACGUGAUUCUAAAGGGAAUGUCGAACGAUUCAAAGCAAGGCUUGUAGCCAAAGGUUUUACGCAAAAGGAAGGGAUUGAUUAUAAUGAAACCUUCUCCCCUGUGUCUAAGAAAGAUUCAUUCAGAAUCGUUAUGGCGCUAGUGGCUCAUUAUGACUUAGAGCUACAUCAGAUGGAUGUCAAAACUGCGUUCCUUAAUGGUGACUUAGAUGAGACCAUCUUCAUGGCACAACCGGAAGGUUUUGUUGUGAAGGGCAAGGAACAUUUGGGAUGCAGACUUAAGAAAUCCAUUUACGGGCUUAAGCAAGCGUCAAGACAGUGGAACCUUAAAUUCGAUCAAGUGAUUAAGAAAUUCGGAUUUAAGGAGAAUGACGUGGAUAAUUGUAUCUACACUAAGAUAAAGGGUGGUAAAUUUAUAAUUCUAGUGCUUUAUGUGGAUGAUAUCCUAUUAGCGAGCAGUGAUAAGCAUAUGCUGCAUGAGACAAAGGGAUUUCUUUCAUCCAAUUUUGAUAUGAAAGAUCUUGGUGAAGCCUCUUAUGUUCUGGGCAUUGAGAUACACCGAGAUAGGACCAAAGGAGUACUAGGAUUGUCUCAAAAAGCAUAUAUUGAGAAAAUGCUUAAGAGAUUUAAUAUGGAUAAGAGUAAGGCCACACCUGUUCCAUUAGCGAAGGGCGAUAAGUUUAGUGAAGCCCAAUGUCCUAAGAACCAAUUGGAAUCAGAUGAGAUGAAGGACAUACCUUAUGCUUCAGCUGUCGGAAGCCUGAUGUAUGCACAAGUCUGUACGCGUCCUGACUUGGCAUUUGCUACCGGAAUGUUUGGAAGAUAUCAGAAAAAUCCCGGAAAGGUCCACUGGGUUGGUGUCAAGAAGGCAUUACGUUACUGCCAAGGCACUAAAGACUUCAUGCUCACAUACAGAAGAUCAGAUAACCUUGAAGUUGUGGGUUAUACUGAUGCUGACUUUGCUGGAUGUGUGGAUAGUAAGAAAUCUACAUCAGGAUAUAUCUACAUGUUAGCUGGUGGAGCUAUAUCAUGGAAAAGCUCUAAGCAAAGUUUAGUUGCAGCGUCGACGAUGCAAGCUGAGUUUGUGGCAUGCUAUGAAGCAACUGGACAGGCUGUUUGGCUUAAGAAUUUUAUUCCGGGCCUCAAGGUAAUUGACAGCAUUACGGAACCUAUAACGUUAUACUGCGAUAAUCAGUCUGCAGUAUUCUUUUCGAGUAACAACAAGUCAAGUGGUGCUUCCAAACACAUUGACCUUAAAUAUCGUGUUGUGAAAGAAAGAUGCCAGGAUCGAACCAUUAAAAUUGAGCACAUAAGAACUAAUUCUAUGUUAGCGGAUCCGCUCACUAAAGGCUUACCACCGAAUGUGUUUAAGCAGCACGUUACUAAUAUGGGUUUGGUGGAUAGUCUUUAGGUCCUGGUUUAGAGCCAUUAUGACUCCCAACUAACGAAUAAGCGUUCUACCGAGGUGUUUCAGUGAGACUGUGGGUAAUGGGGUCCCAGUAGUGCAUCAAGCUACUGACGACGCAUUGGUCCGGUACUUUCUGUUACUACUAAGGGUGAACAUUAGUAUGAUACGAACAUUAGCCUUAACCGUUCGAUCAAGUGGGAGAAUGUUGGAAAUAAAUAUUUCAGUUAAGAUAUUGUGAUCUUCACUAUUAAGGAAGCGUUUAAACCAUCUAAACGCGAUUAAGGAAACCUAAUGAUAAAACCCUAAUGGGCUGUGAUCAGCAGGCCCAUUAAGCCCGUUUCCAGAGGCUGGCCCCAGCCCCACAGUGCCUAUAAAUAUAAGGUCGUGGUUAGCACCUUAAUCAACCAUUCAUCUCAAUCUA